Molecule: messenger RNA, 1724 nt
Organism: Castor canadensis (American beaver)
Lineage: Eukaryota; Metazoa; Chordata; Mammalia; Rodentia; Castoridae
Gene: Atp6v1h
Product: ATPase H+ transporting V1 subunit H
Biological process (GO): proton transmembrane transport
Cellular component (GO): lysosomal membrane; vacuolar proton-transporting V-type ATPase, V1 domain
Molecular function (GO): proton-transporting ATPase activity, rotational mechanism
Source: RefSeq, a predicted model, not a curated record
CUGGCUUCCUGCUGUCUGCGCCGUCCUCAACGACUCCUGGAGCGGGGGUGCCUUCGCGUUCUGCCCUGAGCCUUCUGCUGCCGCUCAGCCUCCGGACCCAGGCAAGACGCCAGAGCCACCGACCGCCGCACCCUCCCGCGUCCUUUGGGGGGCGUUGUAGGGUCCCAGGGUUCGCUAGGUCUGUUAAAGAACAUUCAAGAUAAUUAAAAUAGAUGACCAAAAUGGAUAUUCGAGGUGCUGUGGAUGCUGCUGUCCCAACCAAUAUCAUUGCGGCCAAGGCUGCAGAAGUUCGGGCCAACAAAGUGAACUGGCAGUCCUAUCUUCAGGGGCAGAUGAUUUCUGCUGAAGACUGUGAGUUUAUUCAAAGGUUUGAAAUGAAAAGAAGUCCUGAAGAGAAACAAGAGAUGCUACAAACUGAAGGCAGCCAGUGUGCUAAAACAUUUAUAAAUCUGAUGACUCAUAUCUCCAAAGAGCAGACAGUGCAGUACAUACUCACUAUGGUUGAUGAUAUGUUGCAGGAAAAUCACCAGCGUGUCAGCAUUUUCUUUGACUAUGCAAAACGUAGCAAGAGUACUGCCUGGCCCUACUUUCUGCCAAUGUUGAAUCGCCAGGAUCCCUUUACUGUUCAUAUGGCAGCAAGAAUUAUUGCCAAGUUAGCAGCUUGGGGGAAAGAAUUGAUGGAAGGCAGUGACUUGAAUUACUAUUUCAAUUGGAUAAAAACUCAGCUGAGUUCACAGAAACUUCGUGGUAGCGGUGUUGCCGUUGAAACAGGAACAGUCUCUUCAAGUGAUAGUUCUCAGUAUGUGCAGUGUGUUGCUGGGUGUCUGCAGCUGAUGCUUCGUGUCAAUGAGUACCGUUUUGCCUGGGUGGAAGCAGAUGGGGUGAACUGCAUCAUGGGAGUUUUGAGUAACAAGUGUGGCUUUCAACUCCAAUAUCAAAUGAUUUUCUCAAUAUGGCUCCUUGCAUUCAGCCCUCAAAUGUGUGAGCACCUGCGGCGCUAUAAUAUCAUUCCUGUUCUGUCUGAUAUCCUUCAAGAAUCUGUCAAGGAGAAAGUUACAAGAAUCAUUCUUGCAGCAUUCCGUAACUUUUUAGAAAAAUCAACUGAAAGAGAAACUCGCCAAGAAUAUGCUCUGGCUAUGAUUCAGUGCAAAGUUCUGAAACAGUUGGAGAACUUGGAACAGCAGAAAUAUGAUGAUGAAGAUAUCAGUGAAGAUAUCAAAUUCCUUUUGGAAAAACUUGGUGAGAGUGUGCAGGACCUUAGCUCAUUUGAUGAAUAUAGCUCAGAGCUUAAAUCUGGAAGGUUGGAAUGGAGUCCUGUGCACAAGUCUGAGAAAUUUUGGAGAGAGAAUGCUGUGAGGUUAAAUGAGAAGAAUUAUGAACUGUUGAAAAUCUUGACAAAACUUCUGGAGGUGUCGGAUGAUCCACAAGUCUUAGCUGUUGCUGCUCAUGAUGUUGGAGAGUAUGUGCGCCAUUAUCCACGAGGCAAGCGGUAAGGGAGAACAUUCAUUUCUAUGAAGUUUUCUUCAGCCUUGAAUCCUACGUAGUCACUUAUCUAAAACAAGAGUAGUUUAGUGGAGAAAUGAAUGGUGUAAAUGAAAUCCAGUUUACCACAAUUAGAGGGAUUAUAAUAAACCUAGUUGAAAAUGAGUGAUAUAAAAAUGUAAUACACUUCCAUUAAUACUGUUGUGAAGUAGCCAACAGAGAGCACAUUAGACUUUUCAAAG